AUGGCUGACGCUGAGACCAAGGCCGCACUCCGUGCCAAAUUCGACAAACUCACCCCCGAAGACUUUGCCUCUGUUGCUGGCAACAAGGAUGGCCUCGCCGAGAAGGUUGCUGCCGCAUAUAGCAUCUCCAAGGAGGAGGCCUUGAAGCAGAUCGAUGAGGUUUUCGCCAAAUAA
Molecule: messenger RNA, 174 nt
Organism: Rhinocladiella mackenziei CBS 650.93
Lineage: Eukaryota; Fungi; Ascomycota; Eurotiomycetes; Chaetothyriales; Herpotrichiellaceae
Exons: 1
Coding region: 1-174 (57 amino acids)
Source: RefSeq, a predicted model, not a curated record